Xyrauchen texanus (razorback sucker) is the source of this 6026-nucleotide messenger RNA. RefSeq names its product minichromosome maintenance domain containing 2 (gene mcmdc2). Gene Ontology annotation, biological process: double-strand break repair via break-induced replication. The coding region runs from base 1 to 2022 and encodes 673 amino acids. NCBI's taxonomy places the organism in Eukaryota, Metazoa, Chordata, Actinopteri, Cypriniformes, Catostomidae. Gene Ontology annotation, molecular function: DNA binding; ATP binding; single-stranded DNA helicase activity. The record is from RefSeq and is a predicted model, not a curated record. The transcript has 14 exons.
AUGGAGAGUCUACUUUCUCUAAAAGAAGCGAUUGUAAUUUAUUUAGAUAGAAGUGGUGGGUUACGGAAACUCGUGGAAGACUGUUACAUCUUAAAAGGUGCACAGCAGAUGGAGGCCGUGUAUCGGUUCAGUUUUGAUAUAAAUCCCUCUGAUGUGCUUGAAUUGGACGCCACACUGGGAGACUGUAUAUUACACGACCCCCUCAAAGCUGCCGUACUCUUUCAGUCUGUUUGUUUUCUGUCCAUAAAAACACUAUCACUUAUUGAUCACGUAGAAACCGAAAGCCAGGUUAAUGUUGUUUUAAAGCCAACACACUUGCCACCUUUUCCCAACUAUUGUUUGGAUCUCUCUAAGUUUCCCCGUGGGUAUGGUCCAAUGAGACCUUUAGCUUUGGAAGGCCUUGCAAUUGCAAUUACACGAGUCACCAAAUACACACAAGGGGCCAGAUUUCUCUGCUCAGAAGAGAAAUGUCCGUGUUCAAGAGGAUAUCAUCACAUCAGAGUUCAUGUACCAGGUGCCACAGAGUCUGCUACAAUCAGGAGUGAUUUUAUCUGUUUUCUCUGCUCAUCUCCACUGAAAGAGGAUGUGAAGUCUCGUGUUUUAGGGGAUAAACAGCUUGUUGAGCUCAUUCAUGUGAAGGCAGUGGAUGUUUUGGGAGUUCAUGAGGUUUCCUCCUUAAGAUAUCAAUCUGUAACCCUUUUUCUAAGAGAUGAACUGUGUAACUCUAUGAGAAUUGGUCAUCUGUACCGAGUUGUGGGGAUUCCAGCACAUGUGCACCAGUGGCCUAGCAUAACCUGGAGUGUAGAGGCUUGCAGUAUCCAGCCAUGGACCCCCAAAUGCCCCUGUCUGGUUAGCAACAACUUCCAAAACCUGCUGACAGCCUCAGCAUGUUCCCCAUGGAGGUUCACUGCAAUUGUAGCCAACUCAUUUGGUUCCCCUGUGAUCCCUCCUGGACUCUACAACACACUGAAAUUGGGGCUACUGCUUAGUUUGGUGCAAACUGAUGGUAAUCCAGAUACCCCCAACCACCUGGAUGUGCUUGCUCUAACCAGUGACACUCUAAUCAUUGACAGGUUGAUGAGAUAUAGUUUGGGAUUGGCCCAACGUGGAAUUCAUCACACAGUGACAGGAGAGCUGUUGGCUUCUCUGUCCAGAGAUGAGUAUGGAGUAGGUACCGCCAAUAUCCAUGCCGGUUCAGCUCUGCUGGCAACUGGAGGAGUCUGUCUGCUGGGAGACCUCACAUGCUACAAGAAAGACAAGAUGGAUAUGCUUCAAUCUGCUCUUGAAACCAGGACAGUGUCGGUUUUCAUUCCCGCGAAAAAGUAUGGUGAUGAUACAGACCAGCAGCUCUCCUUCCCCGUCCACUGCAACUUCUGGGCCCUAGCUAACGCUGCCUCCCCAUCGAAGAAGACAGCCAGAUGUGAUGAGGUGCUGGGCUCUGUGGAAAUGGGCUCAGUGCCCCUUCAGCUCGCAGAGGCGUUUGGACUCAUGAUCCAGUGUCGAGAAACAAGCAAUCACCCACUCCUGUCCAUGACAGUGCACAUCUUAAAACAGGCUAUCUACCCAGGAGAGCCGGUUUAUCCAGCAUGCAUCCAAUUUACCACACAGGACUACAAAGAGCUCUUGGCUUAUGCAAGGGACUUGAAGGUGGCCAUGAGUCCAGAGGCUGAGCGAAUGAUCCAUGGCUAUUAUAUGGCCAGCCGCAGAGUUCGUUCAGACUCACAUGGCUCCUCUGUCUCUACCACAUCCAUCAAACUGCUGAUUUCUCUGGCCCAGGCCCAUGCUAAACUCAGCCUGAGAACACAAGUUCUAGAGGAAGAUGCAGUCAUUGCGGUACUCUUGUGCGAGAGUUCUUUCACCCUAAAACAUGGGGCCUCUGCGCUUGUUUUUCCACCCGAUGCAGUUUUUCCCCAUGCGCUCCAUGACCUGGACUCCCUGCACAGACGAGACCUUACUUUGGAAGAACUCCGCAAGCAGAUCUUGUAUUAUCUGCACACCUACACAAACAUUGUAGAGGAGUAGAUUAAGGUACUACACAUACUCAAUAUUUACAUUGAAGUAAAUGCAAAACUCUGAUGCAUGUUUGUCUUUAAUCAUUUUAGCAUUCACCAUAAACUUUACAUUUUGGAAGUGUUAAGGAUUUUAAAACUUAAGGUCUCCACUUUUGUCCAGAUACAGGUGGAAAAACUUCAAUUCAAUUCUAGCUCUGCCAACAUGCACUCACCACAAAUCAAAUUGCACUGUUAUAUCACAGUCUAGACAAAGAGAACGGUUACAUCUUAAUCUGAAACCAAGAUUAAAAGGGACCCAAUUAAGCCCACAUGCCAUAUAAACCCACUUCCGGUUUUAUUUCGAAAUCUAAAAAGACAGAAAAUGCUAAUAUUUGUUGGUAUCAUAAGUUUUUAUUUAGAGUCAAUCAAACGUUUCAUUCUUUAGUUAUUUGGGAGCAUACGCUACCACUGUUUGGCAGUCAUUUUGGAAGUUGUGCCAAAACUAACUUUGAGGACCUCAAAGAGCGCAAUUUUCCUGGAGUUAGAACUAAUAACUAGGGAAGGAAUGAUACAUUUUAAAUUAAGAGAUUAAAACAAAUGAUACAAUACUUUGUAUUUGAAAAAAGACAGAUUUCAAUAGUUUCUGGAGCCAUUGCAGGACACUGCCAGAGUGAUGCUCAAACAAUGCAGUUUAUAAAAAAAAAAAAACCACACACCCACACCACACACACACACACACACACACACACCUCUAAAUUAAGGUUUAUUUUCCACUGACCCCUAAAUGUUUCUAAUAAGGCCAAUGAGCAAAUAAACCACCGUUCCUCAUUAAACCAAACUUACAAAAAAAUGAUUAGAAAUUAAAAAGAUAAAACUUACUUGUUAGGAGGCGUUUUAGUAAAAUGUAAAGCAUUUACAUUUUUAAAAGCAUAGUGCUUAAGAAACCAUUUGUUAUAAAUCCACUCUAGAUCUAGACAUUUGAGGUUAAAGUAACUUGAUUUCAUUUAUCUUGAAGUUUAUCAAAAAAUAUGACAGAGUGUUAAGAUUAAUCAUUGAUUUAACUCAUUUUAUUGGAAGGCUGUUACCUUAAGAAAAAAUAACUAGAUUUGGGUGGGCUUUAUUGGGUCACUUCCCCUAAACAUUUAAAACAAAGACAUUUUGGAUAUCAAAGUUUGUUUGGGUAGGAACCUCAUUUUUUGUUAGAUCAUAUUCAAAUUUGAAAUGUAAAUUUAGACUUGUGGCUUUGAGAACAUUUCAUUUCUGGGUUGUCUUGGCACUUUUUUUUUUAAUUUAAAAUAAAAAAUUCAGCACAAAAUAUUUCCAUUACUAUAAACUUCAGCAUCUCUUAAUUUUAAUUGACACUGGAAAUUAAAUACAACUGCGUCCAUACUCCAAAGGGUCCAGUAAUUACAACCAUUUAAGUUAAUGUCAUUUUCAUGGUUUGUGCUUAAAAAGGGGGGUGCAUCAACAGGUUAAACAAACCCUCAAAUCUCGAACUGAUUGACAAAUUCACUUGCAAAAUGGAUUGCUGUGAAACGUAUGCCAAUGAUGGGCUUAUGUUCAAUAAUAUGGUAGUAAACAAUGCACGCGCAUAUAUAUCUCAAAUUGAAAUAUCUAAAAUUAUCAUUAUCUAUUGAAUUAUUUCAGGACACCAUGUAAUUCAAUUAAUUGACAGCCCCAAUAAAUUAAUAUAUAUAUAUAUAAAAUCCUUUAAAGUGAGGUACUGGGAAGUCAGUAAUUCUCUUGCUUCAAAUAGUCAAGUGUCAACAACUCAAUCAUGUCUGAUGGGUAAACGGCGAUAAUGUGAACAUCAUGGCAUUAGGCAGAACUAAUGGCACCCAACAGCUCGUUCAAUAUGAAUCACAAUAUCAUUUCUCAAUAACAGUGAUAAGGGUUUUAAACAUUUAUGAUACAUUACAGCUACGACUGCACAAUUAAUCGAAACCACGAUAUGACCUUUUACAAAGGCUGCGAAUUAAAUAAAUUAGUCUGCUCCCUUCAAAAGUUUUUGAGCGACUCAGUCCAGACAAUAUUAAAUUAGCGCAUUGUUAGUGUUUUCAGAGCAGUUCUGUGCUCCACAAAUCCCUCUCAUGCUUAAAGUAACAGAAGUGCUCGGAGUUCACUGCGCUAAACGCUUUACACUAAACUGGAGCGUCCUGCAUGAAGCUUUUUAUUAUUAUUAUCAUCAUCAUCAUCAUCUGCGGUAGCAGCAUCUCAGUCUCCGCAAGGCACAGGUAUCAUGUCGCAGAAUACAAGAUGGGGUGUAAUUCAAACAUAUUUAUGAAAAGAUUGCUGAGCAAACAGCAUUAACAGUAACACCCGUAGAGUCCUCUUCUCCUGUCAUUUGUUUACCUCACAAGAGAGCGUCACCCUUAUUACACUCCCUGCGGAAACAAGUUAAAGCAGGUCUAAUAAGUUCAACUUCAGUUUGACAUUAAGCCUCAUUCUUUAGGACUCUUAUAUACAGUAAAGAAUAGUUUGUAUAAGCCUACUAGUUAAGCCCUAGAAUAAAGUAACAUUUAUAUUUUGCAUAUACUGAAAAACUUAUGUUGAUGAUUAGUGGGCUGAGAUCCUGUCACAAAAUGGACAACACAUACAAGGUGGAUGGUAACAUUUGGAUAAAAAGACUAACUAUUUAUACAUUUAUUUGUUUGUGGGUGAACUGCAAAAAGGUCUCAGUCUGGUUCUUUUAAAGAGGGCUCAAAACCCCAGUAGCCUUUUUGUAGUUGAACAUGUGGAAAACAGAACAAUCAUAAAUCGCAGUUCAAAACGCAAUAUUUUCUCGAAAUAGUGUAAGUCACGGACUAAUGUUCAGGGCACAGCCAUCAGUUAAUUGCAUUAAAGCAGAAAUUGCAGAAAACAAUUGGCUGUGUGUGUGUGACAUUGCAAUGGUUGAAAGGGACACAAAUAAUAGAGCCAAAAUUGUACGUCUAUAGGAUGUGAACAAGACUUUUCACCAUGCAGUCAUAAUUAUACAAUUAUCUUGCGUCCUACAUAUUUUUAUAUUAUCUGGGACUGAGGGGUCUUAGAUAUUCAACUGCAGCCAUCCCACUAAUCUGCCACGUAACAAUUGAGCAAAACCAAAAACAACGGUAGAUCUACAACAUUAGGUUAAUAUCAGCUCACAAACAAGCUAGGUAACGUUAUAAUAGCUAACGUUGCGGACUCGUGAAAAAAUAUCGUUAUAAUUGUCAUGACCAAUUUAUUAAUGACUCCACAUCAUCUGUAUUUAAGAGUAAAUAAUCACUUAAUCCAAUGCUUAAAGUGAAUAAAAUAGCCUUGCCACUGCCAGCCUACUUUGAGUUCCACAACUAAUGAAGCAAUUCAAACUCCCCUGGACUGGUGUGUGUAAAGAGGUAAAGCAGGCAGUGGACCAAACCACUGUGGUACAAGGGAGGGGGGACUCAGUGUUUUUUAAAAACAAUUUUUUUGGCCCGUUUGUUUAGUUUUACCAAGUUAUUAAAGUAUAUUUAAAAUUAUAUUUUUAACAAUACAUUGCAUGGCUUUUAAUGCCCCAGCAAGUUGUUGCUCACUCUUUCUGCAGCAACUCUUGAGCACUUCAACAUUUUUUAUCCUAGCUGAAGAACCUUUGUUUCAAUCAAUAAAAGAUAAUCAGCCUAUGUUGUAGUUUCAAGUUAAAAAUAUUAAUAUUGACUAAAGCGAGUUUGUUUAUUUGACAUCAAAACUAAGUGCAAAAGGUGAACAUUCAUUUAUUUGUACAGUUUUUUAUUUCUUAAAUAUUAUAGAGGAAGUUUCAUAGACUUGGCAAAUUCUUUUUUCCAGAAGUUUGUAGGUACAGACAUCCACUGGGACGUUCUUGGCAGUAUUUCUGAGGCUUUUAUAUUGUUCAUUUCAAUAUGGGAAUUAUGUUGUAAUGACCCAAAUUAAACAUAUCAUACACUUUGGCCAUAAUGUCCAGCCCUAGUUUCAACACUCAAAUCUAGUCUAAACGAUAAAUAGCAAAAAUACAAAAUGUAUUAACAUGGGUAAAUUGCAUGAAACACAUUUAGAGCAAAAGGGAACAUCUAAGUGCAC